This is a messenger RNA of Felis catus (domestic cat), 1905 nucleotides long. RefSeq names its product gastrokine 2 (gene GKN2). Gene Ontology annotation, biological process: regulation of cell population proliferation. The transcript is spliced from 7 exons. The record is from RefSeq and is a predicted model, not a curated record. The coding region runs from base 964 to 1770 and encodes 268 amino acids. Lineage: Eukaryota; Metazoa; Chordata; Mammalia; Carnivora; Felidae.
ACAGCACAGAGCCCAACAUGGGGGUCAAACUCAUGAACUGUGAGAUCGUGACCUGAGCUGGUCAGAUGUUUAACAGAUUGAGCCACCCAGUUGCCCCUAUUUGAAGUCUUUAGGGCACUCAUGAAUAUAGCCAGCACUUCCCCAAGACUCAUGAUGGAAAAUCCACUUUUUCCAUUUAAGUAACUAACCAUUCCCUAUAAAACUGACCAAUGUAUGAUACAUAAAUGUAUAGUAUCAUAGCAGGGGAGCCCUGGGAGAGAGGAAAGGUACAUUUAUGUCCAUGGACCACUCAACAGGAUGCAUGAAUCUUAGAGGACCCCUGGAAAAGUGAAAGGAAGCUAGCUUCUCCUUGUUUUUCUCUGCAUAAAGCCUUCCAAAUCUGACUCCUCAAAUCCCUGAUUGAAUUCCCAGCAAUCUACUUUUCCUGACUGUAACCAGAAAAGCAUGUUUAAAUGAAGAUGAAAUUCCAUCAGUAUAAAGCCUUGUGAAGCCCAGUCCACCAGCCCCAUCGCCAAAGCCGCUAAUAAUGCCCUAUUGUGUUACUGUGGUAGUCUAGGUUAUCAUUAUGAAGUCUUGCUCCUGGUUGGGAAAACACGACGUUCCAUUAAAUGUAUAAUCUGGGUUCUCUCCAGGCCAGAGAUGCAUCCCGCUUAAAGGUGGAAUGGGCUGAGUUUUAAUGUCAUGGAAAAAAAGAGGACCAUUCACCAGGGAAAAGGGAGUUGAGGGGUGGGGAGAAGAAAGGUGAAUUCGGUGCCCUGGGAUUCCUUAGUUUCAGCCUGUAGACAGUGUGUAGCCAGCCAAAGUAUCUUAGAUGCCCAAGGAAAAAGUGAGUCAGCAUUCUUUUCCCUUCCGCCCUGCUGUGUUGGGUGCUGGACAGCACUGUUCUUUCUAGGACAGAGGACCAUGUCUUAGAGACCACCAGGGGCCUCUUGCAAUCACUGCCUUUGGGCUCAUCCCCCACCUAUGUUCAACAAUCGUAUAAAUCGGCCUGGGUCAAGAGCACAAGCUGAAGUGUGCACACCAUCAAGUGCCAGCAAUUUUUUCAUUCAGCACAAAAAUACCCUCUCUUUUCAAGCCACUGGACAACUAAAAGAAGUCAGAGGAGUCCACCUCAAUAUAAAGGGCCAAACAUCCUUGAAUUCAAACAUGGGGUUGCUGCUUUCUUUACUGCAAAAUCAUCUCUGCAGAGCAGAUCUACAGAGCAAGCAAACAGGGAAGAACCCCUUGAAGGUGGUAUGCCUGGUGCUGGCCAUCUUUGGGACACAAUCUCAUGGAUAUGAUGUUUAUAACAUCAUCAACCCAAACAAUAAUGGCGGCAAUCUUCAGGAGACAGUGACAGUUGACAAUGAAAACAAUUUCGCCAUCAUUAACAUCCAUGCAGGAUCAUGCUCCUCUACCACGGUUUUUGACUAUAAACAUCGCUACAUCGCAUCCAGGGUGCUCUCCCGAAGAGCCUGCUACAUCCUGGACAUGAAACAUAAAGCCAUCCCUGCUCUGGAGCAACUAAAACGAUACAUCUAUGAGAGGAAGGCUCUGAAAAACAUGUACUCGGACAAAUACAUCUGGGUCAAGUACAGCCCACUGCAGUCUCUGAUCACUCACGUAGACUGGUUCCUGUUCGGCUCCCCCAUCAAGCAGCUCUGCAGUCAUGUCCCCCUGUAUAAGGGAGAAGUGGUGGAGAAGACACAUGACAUCCGUGCGAAAGCCUGCACAAAGACCGGAUUCCUGGGUAUCCUUGGAAUCUCCAUCUGCGCGGCCACUGACGCUUAGGCACCGAGCCCACUGGCGUCAUCUUUUCAAAGACACAGCCCCUUGGUUUCCACUCAGCAGCCAAAUUAAGCUCUUUCCCAACACCCCAAAUAAUGUUGAGACUCAGUAGUAAAACAUAAAUCCUAUAUUUCCAGA